Molecule: messenger RNA, 9077 nt
Organism: Zootoca vivipara (common lizard)
Lineage: Eukaryota; Metazoa; Chordata; Lepidosauria; Squamata; Lacertidae
Gene: MKNK1
Product: MAPK interacting serine/threonine kinase 1
Biological process (GO): protein phosphorylation
Molecular function (GO): protein kinase activity; ATP binding
Source: RefSeq, a predicted model, not a curated record
GCAACCUUUCAACAUGCUUUUGGCAGGCAUGUUCUGAAGCAAUCAUAAAUCUUCUGCUCUCUAGGGAUUCGCUGAUUCUCACUAUGGAUUCUUGAUAAGCCACCCAAAAUGGCAACAUGGGUUUCUCUUGACGAUGUCAUUUCCCAUGGACAGGGAUGGUUAAUCCUUUUCAGCCUGAAGGUGUUAUUGGUAUGAAGGCAUUAUUGGAAAUCAGCCACUUCACCAAGGGCCACAAGGCAGUGGAGGGUGUGCCAAACAUAUCUUACGUGUGUGCGCAUUUGCCCUCACCACAUAUACAGAACAUAUUUAGACCACAGAGACAUAAACUCACCAUGCACCAUUCACUUUCUCUUUCAAAUGCUGAGAAAGUGUUUCAGAAAGACAGAGCUUACCGCCACCACAAACUGCAGCAUUGUGGUGAGGAGGGGGACACUAUCUUUUUCACUACAGCAAGAAGUGAGGUGCUUUCCAACAGUGCCUCUUCCUGACCUUUCAAAGGCACCUCUUCUUAUUAUUCUUGCAUGCCUACGGUAGUAUAUGGUUGCUCAGGAAACAGGAAGGACCACUCCUUUGGAAGAUACCCACUUGGCUGGGGCAUUAGUGGGCAAUUGGAGGUUGCUUGGCAGGUCUGAGCCAGCCUAUAGGCUGUGGGCUUGCCACACCUGUUGAAAUCUGAGUUGAUCAGUGGUUUGUUUCAAGCAUGGAAAUGGUGAAUACAGAGUUUGUUGCAACACGUACACAACCCACCAACUCUUCUCCCAAUUAACAGAUACUUAUUACAGGAAGAGAAUCACUCUCACUUGCUUGCUCUUUCUCUAGCAAGGUCACAAAAGAAAUAUGAAAUGAAACGGAAAAAGCUCCUCAAAGUAGAAAACACUCCAUGUUGCUUCUCUGACCUUCAGAGAAACAGCUCUGAGCAUUCUCAGAACUAACACAUGCUUCUGAUGGGCUGAUGCUACUACAGUGGACUGUUUUUGAAACAGUCCCGACUCUUCCCAUACCUGCUAUAGUAGCUGUGCUGGACAGGCCUCCUAAGAACAGCUAGAGUAAGAGUUUUCCUACUGAGCUUGACUUUCUGGCAGCCCAGCCAGUCAUAUGGGUUUUUCUGCUUAGAGACAUGUGGAAGGAACCUCUCUGUCAUAAUAUACUUUGGAUUUAGGAUUGGCUGUCAAGAGAGCUGAUUGACCAGAGAACAGUAGAUUUGACAGAAAUGUUUGCAGAACUUCUCUGAGCUCAAAUAGAAUUAUAAAAUGUGUUGUGGCACAAUAAAUAGUGUGUAGCUUUGAGAUUUUGUGGGGGAUUAAAAAAAACAACAUUUAUUGUCAUUCUUCUUGGGAAGACUAUGCCCUAGUGGACCAGCCUCCACUGCUUCUAUCUGCCCUGUUGUUUCUUGUGGAAUGCUGUGGUUUGAUGUGUUUUCCCUAAAAACACCUUCAAUCCAAGUUAGGGAAAAGAAUGACCUAACUGCAUUUUAAGCCAGCAAUGUGUAGACAACAACAGUGUCAUGUGGGUGUGUUUUACAGAAUCCUGACUUUAACCGUUAGUGUUUUAUGACCUAGUUACAGCAAUCCAAAGGUAUUCACAUUGGAUGAACUAAACCUGGGUGUUGCUGUAGGAGGACAAUUCUGAUUCAUUAUAAACAAGAUAGAUUACCUGACUUCCUGGUUUUUCCAGCUCUUAUCAUUCCGUAAGUCUGUUUAUCAAUGUCAGUGGGAGAAAAGCGAAAUGCUUUUUUUUUUGGAAAACGUACCAUACUUUCCCUUGGUACAGACAUGUUUCAACAUAAUUGACUCAGUCCUUAACUCAAAAUGUGUCAUCCUAAAUUGCAUUGGACGUCUAUGGUUAUAUUGAGUGGGAACCAUUUUCUCCUCUUCAUGUUCUGUGCCCUCCCACUGAGACUUUGUUUAUGAGGCUUGGAUGCUGAUACGAUCAUUUUUCUUGCACCAUUUAUCAGCAACUACAGAUAAUACAGUGUUAUUAAUUUCUGUGUGUAUGAAGUGCUUUGAUGCAAAGGGGAAAGCUGACAUGUAGAUUUGAAGCAAGGAAGCUUCUAUCUGAGCAACUGGAAAAGUUCUGACUUGAUUUGUAGGUCUCCAUGGAAACAUCAUCCACACACCCUGACCACAACUACAAUUCCCAUUAUCUCUGACACUUGAGUAUGCUGUCUGGGAUUGAUGGGAGUCAGACCCCCAACAACAUCUGGUAGCAUGAAUAGAAGAUAAAAAGAAUCUGCUUGUAGAUUGCUGGAAGAUUUGAAGUAGAUGAGCAAGGGAUCUGGACUCUCAGUGGUCUAGUAACAGCAGGAACAAAAGACACUUUAUCCUGCAAUGUAGGCUGUUAAACUCUCCUAUCUAUAGCAACUCAGAUGUAGGACGUUCCAGUGUUUGUCUCAUGAAAGUAAUUGGCUAUAGCUGCUACACUGCCAUUUUCCAGGUGACCCCACUCCCUAUUUUGUGAUGGGUAACUCGCCCAUUUGUAGACUUUGUGGUUCUGGGGAAAAACCAAAGUAGUUUCCCCAAAGUCUGAAAUCUGCCCACACCUAGCCUAUAUGAUUCCUUGAGUCUCUCUCAUUCUGUGAUACCAGCAGAACUUAUUUGGGACUACAGUCAUACCUCGGUUUAAGUACGCCUCGAUUUGAGUAUUUUCAGUGUAAGUACUCUGCGGACCUGUCUGGAAUGGAUUAAUCCACUUUCCAUUACUUUCAAUGGGAAAGUUUGCUUCAGGUUAAGUACGCUUCAGGUACACUCAUACCUCGGGUUAAGUACGCUUCAGUUUAAGUACUCCACGGACCGUCUGGAACAGAUUAAUCCACUUUCCAUUACUUUCAAUGGGAAAGUUCACUUCAGGUUAAGUACACUUCAGGUUAAGUACAGACUUCCGGAACCAAUUGUGUUUGUAAACCGAGGUACCACUGUACACAUUAUAUAACCAUAUACAUAACCAUAUAUUUCUACUUUUGUCCCAAUAAAUUCCUGUGUCUUAGAAACGUUUUUCUGUACCUUGUCUUCUAAAGCUCUGAAUGGUUCCUCCUUCUGAAUUUUCUUAUCUAAGUGCAUGUCAAUCCAUUCAUAACGCUAGGUAAGAGUCUGGGAGUGAGUGCAUUCUGUUGUUUGCAGGAUGUGCUUACACAAUAGACCCUGCUUCACAUUUCUUUGUGCUUCUACUCCCGCUUCAGCACCAUCCACUUCCUGCUUAACUUCCUCCCUUCUGCCUUUAACCAGGUCACCUUAGCAGGACCUUUUGUCCACCCCCUUCUUCAAAUAAAAAAGGGCAUUUGCCACUUUCUUUGUGGUGGAGUCAGUUGGAAAUGUUUUAGGAAGAAAUGCACUAUUGCAGGUUGGGGAGCUCUAUGCUGAGUGGGGAAAACACUGUUGCACAGGUCAAAUCAUGGCAGAACACUGCCUUAGAGUGCUUUCUGCUUAACUCUGCAUAUGAAGCUUUACGCUGGACCUUUCAAAAAACUUUCAAUGGAAAAACUGGCCUGCGAGCGCUCCAGUUGGAGAACAGCCUUUACCAAAGGUGUCAUGGGCUUUGAAGAAACUCGAUCUCAGGACGCAAGGGAAAAACAUGCUAAGAGGAAGGCACGCUUGGCAAAUCCACACCGUGCUCAACUCCCGCCUGGAUACCAAUGUCCGCACUGUGGAAGGACGUGUGGAUCCAGAAUUGGCCUCCACAGUCACUUACGGACCCAUUGUUAAAACCGUGUUUAUGGAAGACAAUCUUACUCGGCUACGAGUGAUCGCCAAAGAACAAGAAGACCUGGAUAGUAAAGAAUAGUGUCAGUUUAAGUAGCCAAAUUAAAACCUGGGCCACCAGAUGCAAAAAAUGUAUGGAACUUAAGUAGCACUGCUUUGUGCCUGUAGUCUUUUGGAUACACAACACAACAACUUGAGACUUGCAGAAGGUUCCUUUUAGGCUGCAGGUGACUGGUUGUGGGCGGCACUAAGCACUAUUUCCGUAUUACUACUUUUUCUAAUGUGUUAUAUUAAGAUAGCAAUAAGGAAAUGUUUUUAACAUCAGAACUAGGCUACAUUAAUGCGGCAAAAUAUAAAAUCAGUCUAAAGUUUCUUAAUACUGUAAGGCAUUCUUGGUAUUGGCUUUUGAGCAUUUGUGUGUACAUGUACAUGCGUGCGUCUGAUAGUGGCUGUUUAAAAUGGUUACACGGAUGGCUUUUGGAAAAUACUGCAGACCUUUUCAGAAAGAUUGCCCAGGGCAAGUCCAGGAGGUAAAGAACAAUCCUCAGAGAGGUCUGACUUGUUCUGAUCUGGCUGGAUAAUGGUCACAAUCCAUAAAACUAUGGCCCAUUUUUGCCCAUGGACGAGAUACCUUAGAAUGGGCAGGCAUCCUCCUGCACAGCUAUGCUGCUUCUACCUCCUCCGUACCAUUAAGGGAUUCCAGAGCAGAUUUGAGGGGAGGGGAAUGGGGAGAAAGGAAAAUUGAACUCUUGUGCAAUUUAUGGGUUAUAGCCAACUAAGUUCUAUUCAGAAUAGACCCGUUGAAAUCAAUGGACCUAAGUGAGUCCAUGCCUUUUAUUUCACUGUGCUUCUUUGAGUAGAGCUAAUGUUGGAUGCAACCUUAUAUCUUUUCUUGGCAUUAGUUGCAAUGAAACAAGAGGCACAUUCUUGCUUCCUCCUUAGGUGAACACUCAUGGUGGACUUCAAGUUUCCUUUGUAAUAUGAGGAUUUAAGUCAAUAGAGCUAGUGAGAUCAUAGCUGACCAAGGAUAAUAACCUAGGCUUGGAUUUCAUUCUCUCUCUUUUUUAAGUUCAAAAACCACACCCCACAUUGCUUGGAAAGCCACUUUAGAAUUGGUUACUGCCUUCAGCAAAGCCAGCUGUCUUUGUGUCAAAUAAAGUAAGAACACAUAUAGUAUCAAGCGAUUUAUUACACAGGAUCUUGACACUUAGAGUCACAAGUCUGUCGAUUACAUUUCUUCCUCUUUAGUUCAUAGCAGCUAUUUCUGGAAGUGAUCUGGUCACAUACACCCUGCUGGAAGAGAUGCUCUCUUUCCUUGGAUCAUGACAGGCUUUGGGUCAUUUUCCAAGGGUGAUACGUGUGUAUAUUUCAGAGAGUGAAUUGAAAAAAAGGAAUUCUACAGCAGUCAGAGGUUGUGUGACACUGCUAACAAAGUUGAAGACAGCGUACCAGUCUGAUUUCUAGUCAAAUUAGAGGGAGCUUAUUUAUAAACCUCUUACUCUUAACUGGAAUCAAGUUACAUCUGGCUAAAUUGGAUGGUUAUUGAUUUCCCAGGUGCUCUGGGAAAGCUGACACAAUGAGUAAGCACUUGCUCCAGGUCCUUGGGAUGUGAUGCUUUUCCAGUGAAGAUGUCCUUGUAUAUUAUUUCACUACAUCACAAAGCCAACCUUCACUGAGCUCGCUUGUGGGUGAAAUGUGUUGCCAGGCUACACCAACCAUCUUUUCAGCGAAACCAAUCCAGCAUAAACCAGAGAUGGUCAUUAGCCAGCCUGUUCCCAUAUCAGACAAUGGGAAAAGAAAAAAGAAAAAAAGAACGAGAGCUACAGACCAUUUCCCUGGAAGGUUUGAAGAUCUGUACAAACUCACUGCAGAGUUACUUGGUGAAGGAUCAUAUGCCAAGGUUCAGGGAGCGGUUAGCUUGCAAAAUGGGAAAGAAUAUGCAGUUAAGAUAAUUGAGAAGAACGCUGGGCAUAGUCGUAGUCGGGUAUUUCGGGAAGUGGAGACAUUGUAUCAGUGUCAGGGUAACAAGAACAUUUUGGAAUUAAUAGAAUUUUUUGAAGAUAAUGCAAGAUACUACCUUGUCUUUGAAAAACUGCAUGGAGGUUCUAUCCUGGCCCACAUACAAAAGCAAAAACACUUUAAUGAGAGAGAAGCCAGCAGGGUGGUGAGAGACAUCGCCUGUGCUCUGGAUUUCCUCCACACAAAAGGUAUUGCUCACCGAGACCUAAAACCUGAAAACAUAUUGUGCGAAUCUCCCAGUAAGGUGUCGCCAGUGAGAAUUUGUGACUUUGACCUUGGAAGUGGGGUGAAACUCAACAGCGCAUGUACUCCAAUCACAACUCCUGAGUUGACCACUCCAUGUGGUUCUGCAGAGUACAUGGCCCCCGAGGUGGUGGAAGUAUUCACAGAAGAAGCCACAUUCUACGACAAGCGCUGUGAUUUGUGGAGCUUGGGUGUGAUAUUGUACAUCAUGCUCAGCGGGUACCCGCCUUUUGUGGGGAACUGUGGUGCAGACUGCGGCUGGGACAGGGGAGAAGUCUGCAAAACUUGCCAGAGCAAGCUGUUUGAGAGUAUCCAGGAAGGCAAGUAUGAGUUUCCUGAAAAGGACUGGUCUCAUAUUUCCAGUGAUGCUAAGGAUCUCAUCUCAAAGUUACUGGUCCGGGAUGCCAAGGAGAGGCUUAGUGCUGCUCAGGUUCUGCAGCAUCCAUGGGUACAAGGUCAUGCUUCUGAAAGAGGACUGCCUACACCACAGGUUCUCCAAAGGAACAGCAGCACAAAAGAGCUGACUCUCUUUGCAGCUGAGGCCAUUGCCCUAAACCGCCAGCUCUCCCAGCACGAGAACCAGCUCAGUGAAGAGCAAGAGAGCAUCACUCAGGCCAUCUGCUCCCUGAAGCUUUCUCCCCCCUCCAAAUCCCGCCUUGCCAAACGCAGAGCCAUGGCUCAGGCCACGAAAAGCAGUGACUUCCAGCCUGCCCCUCAUGCAGCUCUUUGAUGUACAUUUCCUGUUUGCCAGAGUUGGGGGGGGGUCAGCUUUUGUAUGGUAAUUUUAAAGAACUCAUGGGGGCACCAGUGUUUUAAAAAGACCUUUUUUUCCCAACAAAGUUUAUGAUGAAGUGAUUUAAGGGACUAUUUCCUUGGGAUUUUUUAUUUUUUUAUUUUUUAAUGAAUGUGUUGAGUUAUAUGAUGUUCUUAAAUGACAUUGCUGCUGUGUUACUGACAUAACAAACCACAUAAGGCAAUGUUUGCACACACUGUUCUGUAACCAGAAGAUAAAUCUCUGCCACCAGCCCUGUGAAUAGUGGAAACGUGGGUUGGAGUUCACAGGCUCCCGAAUGAGCUUAAAAUAGUUGCACAACACCAGAUCUCUACCUGCAGUCACCAAAUAAUUAUUCUGACCAUCCUUUAGGAAGCUUUGCUUAUCUGCAUUUUUUAGCUUUCUUUGCUAUAAGUUCUGAGUUUGAGCUAAAUGUACAAACUCCUUAUGGUGUUUGGUGGUUGCUUUCUGUAGUACUUGUAACUUAUUAGGGGCCUUUACUUGCCUGGAUGUCUGCCCAUGUGACAUUCAGAAGGUUCAAAGCAUGUUUAUUUCAUGCAGAGAUAAUAUCAUCAGAAUUGGGUCAUUUCCACCCUCAAAUCAAAAUAAUCUUUUGACACUGUUACAGGUUACAUCUUAAAAACUGUUGCCAAAAAUGAAUUUUGAAAUCAGCCCUCGGGGUGUAAAUACUUCCUAUCCUUGGUAACGCCUUUUGUUGUUGACAUUUCCAGGUGAUCUACUUUUGCAAUUGCUUGAAGCAAAGGGCUCAAUUCUUUAUAAACCAUUUCCUCAAGGAACCUUUUCACUAUGACCCUACAGAAAAGAUCAAAAUGUUACUGCCCCUGUGUGAGCAACACUGCAAAGCUGCUUCCUCUUAUGGUGGUGGUCUACACAGAAAUGGGAAUGUCUGAAAGCUUGUAAAUAUGUGCACUCUAGUGGCAUGUAGCACCGUGACAGUGCACUGCUUGUGCGGUCUGCUUUGUGUGUUUGGACAGGUGUUAGCAGUGAUGUCAAAGCUAUGUGCAGCGCCACUGCAAGGAAGAGCUUCCUUCACAGUGCCCACAUCAUGACCAUAAUUUGGACUGGUCCUGAUUUGGGGAGUCAUGAGGUAUUCUCCUAGCUCCUUGCUUAAAUAUUUCCCCUGGCUGGCUAAACUAAUCCCAUAAUUGUUUGCUUCAAAUGAGGUUUGUGUUGUAGCAUGCUCUAAUUUUAAACUUUGCCAUCUUGCAUUUUUCCAGAAUUGUUUUCACCAUCUCCAACCACCUGAGGAGCACUUAAUUGUUUGCUUGGACAGUGGUCCUCCUGGUUAGCAACGUAAUUUCUAAGUGCAAUUUUGGUGAACAGUCUUUUUUUGUAAGCAGAAACAUAUACCAUUGAGAUUGGGGCUGCCCUUAAUUUCGGACAUGGUGGGUUCUUGCUGUUGAAAUAUACAUUCCAUACUUAUUUACAGAUAUAUAAUUGAAGAUGGAGAAGGGGAGCCUGCAGGGUUCGCAUAUGCCAUUUUUGUAGCGCACAUUUUCUCAUGAUCACUUGUGACUUCUUACUCAGCUGUUGCUCUGCCUGCAACCCUUCCCAUAUUGUCUCAGACAACAGACUUUGUUUGGAAUAGGCUUGGAACAUGUUAAGCCUUGCAGGCUCCAGUGCAAUGAGCUUUUGAGUGGGUUUGUGGCAAUAUAAGUGAUGGAAGUAACAUCAGAUUGUUUUUUUUAAAUUAUGUAUACCACUGAGGAUUAAGUUGGUGGUUUGAAAAUCACCUGUGGUCCCACAACAGUCUAUUUUAACACAAAGCUAGUGACUUCAUCUUCAUUAUCUUAAGAAGCCUUGCUUUAUUGGAAGUGCUAUGGCUGUUCACCUCAGGAAAUUCAAGUAGUUUUUUAAUCAAGAAGAUUAUUUAAAUUUGCUUGUAGCUGUUGAGAAUUUAGGCCAGUGAAUUGUGAAAAGUGGGAAGAAUCUAACUUUUAAAAGAGAAGUGUUCAUGUUGAAGGAGCAGGAGAUGGAACAAAGUCAACAUGCUGGAAGGAUCUGAAUCGCAGUUAUCCUAACUCAGCCUGCCUAUCUUCACGUUUUGCCUUUAAAUAAAAGUUAUGUAUUUAUAUGCUUUUUAUUAUGACUGCACAUGAAGAAUGGCUACACUUAAGGUCUUUUUUACAUUGUACCAUUAGUGAAGGUUAUUAAUUAUAUUAUUAUAUACUGUGGUUUUUUAAAUGUACUUUAAGCUUUUACAGUUUUAACGUGCUCCAUAGCUAAUGGUUUUUUUAAGGCAUUGGAAAACUCAGGAAGAAAUCUCCCUAUGUAUGUGACACAUUAAUUAAUAGUGUACUGAGAAUUAAACUUACCUCAUCUCUAAA